AUGUCAAAAUCAAUUUUAUCAGACUUGGUAGAUCAGCAUCGGCCUGACCUCCAACCGUUGGAGGAGUUGUACAAACAUCUUCAUCGCAACCCCGAGCUCUCCAACCAAGAAGUCGAAACAGCGGCUACUAUCGCCCAACGACUUAGGGAGAUUAGCCCCGAAGAUCUCGUCAUAAAGCCUCAUAUUGGGGGUCAUGGCUUAGCUGCUGUUCUCCGCAAUGGCGAUGGCCCCACUGUCUUACUUCGUGCAGACAUUGAUGCUCUGCCAGUCCAAGAGACUACAGGCUUAGAGUAUGCAAGCACAAAACGCAUGAUCCAUGCUGCGAGCGGAGUUGAGAAGCCUGUUAUGCAUGCUUGCGGUCAUGAUAUGCACAUUGUGACAUUACUAGGUGCUGCGGCAACUCUUUUCUCGUCCCGGGAAUCCUGGGCUGGAACUUUGGUCCUGGCCUUUCAACCUGCUGAGGAGCGCGGUACUGGCGCGCAAGCAAUGGUUGACGACGGUCUUUACACUAAACACGAGGUUCCAAUUCCGGACUUCGUUCUGGGAGCACAUGUAAGACCUUUACGUGCUGGUACAAUCGGCACACGAAGAGGACUUGUUGCCACGAGCGCGGAUAACUACAAAGUCACGAUCCACGGCAAAGGUUCGCAUGCGAGUAUGCCCCAUACUGCCAUUGAUCCCAUCGCUAUUUCCGCCAAUGCUAUUCUUAAGCUGCAGACACUCGUCAGCCGCGAAGUUGACCCAGCUGAGUCAAGCGUGGUAACCGUCACGAGUAUUCACGCUGGGGAUGCUGAGAACGUCAUUGCCGACUCAGCCGUUCUUGGCGUCGACACCCGAUCUACUACGAUCGCAACACGCGAGCGUCUCCUAAAGCGCAUAAAAGCAGUAAUCGAAGCCGAGUGCGCCUGCGCCAACGUCCUCAAAAGUCCAGAUUUUGAGCAAACCCGAGCUUUUCCUUUGACGAUCAACGACGAAGCUGUCACUAAGAGAGUGGAAGAGUCAUUUGCUGCGCACUUUGGCGAAGGGCCUGGGAAAUACGACAGGGAUAUGCCGAAACUUGCUUUCAGUGAGGACUUUUCGAUCUUGGCUACUGCUGUUGAUAAGCCGUAUUGCUUUUUCACAUAUGGUUGCGUCGAUGGAGAUGUUUGGGAUAAGGCGGAGAAGGAGGGGACUGUUGCGCAGAGUAUUGCUGCGAAUCAUUCUUCCAAGUUUGCUCCGAUCAUUCAACCAACUCUCAGGACUGGGUUGGAUGGGUAUGCAUUGGGUGCUCUCACAUUUUUAGCAAAGGGACGAUAG
Molecule: messenger RNA, 1296 nt
Organism: Fusarium fujikuroi IMI 58289
Lineage: Eukaryota; Fungi; Ascomycota; Sordariomycetes; Hypocreales; Nectriaceae
Product: related to hippurate hydrolase
Exons: 1
Coding region: 1-1296 (431 amino acids)
Molecular function (GO): hydrolase activity
Source: RefSeq, a predicted model, not a curated record